Ipomoea triloba (trilobed morning glory) is the source of this 1736-nucleotide messenger RNA. Its product is annotated as protein PHOSPHATE STARVATION RESPONSE 1-like. The transcript has 8 exons. The record is from RefSeq and is a predicted model, not a curated record. Lineage: Eukaryota; Viridiplantae; Streptophyta; Magnoliopsida; Solanales; Convolvulaceae. Gene Ontology annotation, molecular function: DNA binding; DNA-binding transcription factor activity. The coding region runs from base 244 to 1431 and encodes 395 amino acids.
AAAAACAACCAAUCAUUCACCUCUUAUUUGGCAAAUCAGAAGAGCUCUACCAAAAUUUUCCAUUAACGCUAAGUUUUAUGGUCUCGGGCCUCUCGGCCUCCCUGCCCACUGAGCUCCUGAGCAUAAGAUUCCUCAGCCGCCACCAAACAUUCAGUCAGAUUCCUCUUUUACUGCUGCUUCUCAUAAUAAUCAAGUUGCAGAGACAGAUAAACAGCUUCAUUUUGUUCAGUUCAUGGAUAAAAAAUGAACAUGCGUCCUGCAGUAUUUCUUCAGAUAUCGAGUGAAGCAGAACAUAGUAAAAUCGGUGUCUCUGGAGCUAUUUCUACUUCUCUACCUAUUCUGCCUUUAAUAGAGGAGAGGUAUCCCAAGUUGCCAGAUGCCUUUCAUGCUCGCUCGGAGCACAAGGAAACGACAAAUUCUUUUUCCAAUAUGACAAUUCCAUCUGCUUCUAACAAUGUUGAUUCCUGGGGUAAUGAUGCAUAUCAUGAGUUUCUUGAUUAUAAACCGAAUAUUUCAGUUCAGAAUGGCCAGGUAGAGACACUUGCUGGAGUCAUGUCAUCUGAUGACUAUGCUAAAAGAAAAGAUUGGCAAGAAUGGGCUGAUGAGCUAAUUAACGAUGACGAUGCCUUGGAUCCAAACUGGAGCGAUAUUCUUGUUGAUGUUAACUUUCCAGAUCCCGAACCUAAGGUGUUGCCGGGAUCAACUGAUGUUGCCGUUUCCCAGCCCCAACUGAAUCAUCCAACUCCAACGUCAUCUGAACAAAACUGCCCUUUGUCCACCGCCACACUGACCAAACCACGGAUGCGUUGGACACCAGAACUCCAUGAAGUUUUCGUAGAAGCUGUCAAUAAGCUUGGUGGUAUGGAAAAGGCUACUCCAAAGGGAGUGCUGAAUCUCAUGAAGGUUGAAGGCUUGACAAUUUAUCAUGUCAAAAGCCAUUUGCAGAAAUACAGAACUACCAGAUACAAAACGGAGCCAACAGAAGGAAGCUCAGAGAAGAAGCCGGUUACUAUCCCUGAUUUAGCAUCGUUUGACUUGAAACCGAGUAUGGGUAUAACAGAAGCACUGAGAUUGCAGAUGGAAGUUCAAAAGCAGCUUCACGAGCAACUUGAGACACAGAGGAAGCUGCAGUUGCAGAUAGAAGAACAAGGGAAAUACCUGCAAAUGAUGUACGAAAAGACGAGGGAGAUGGAGAAAGAAUUGAAGGCAUCGUCCUCAAAACCAGACGAACAUCCUCCUUCACCACCCGCCAGUGACAAUCAAGAACCGCUAAACCUGGAUAACACCAACGCUGAACUGUCUGCAAAUGAUGCCAGCAGUUCAGGCGCGCUGCUUACCCAGAAUAAGAGCUCAGAAACAAGCUCACAGGAAAAUAUAGCUUGCGAACCGCCAAUGAAGCGUGCUAGGGCCAACGAAACGGCAGUAUGCUGAUGGUGGAUUCUUGUAACACGACAUAACAUCUGGGUGUUAAUUAUUAAUAAAGAUAUGGUAAUUUGCAGACCAAGUUAUCUGAAUUGUGUUUCUAUGAAGAUCUAUAAUGUUUGAAUUCAUAGUUUCCGUGAACACCAAGUUUCUGCAAUUCUGCAUCGGGGUGUUUGGCAAUUAGCUGAUAGGUGUUAGCUGUUUUAAUCAGCUGCUAGUAUUAGCUGGUUAUAUUAUAUCCUCAGUUUGCUCACGAGUACCACAAGGCUAAUGGUAAAAAUACAGGCAAAUCAAAAGAACCUUUAACAUUAACA